Messenger RNA from Rotaria sordida, 885 nucleotides. NCBI's taxonomy places the organism in Eukaryota, Metazoa, Rotifera, Eurotatoria, Philodinida, Philodinidae. The record is from the annotation of a GenBank genome assembly.
AUGUCGAAAAAUGAUCUCGAUAUGGCUUUCCCUAAUCCUGACUUUGUCACAUAUAAUAUUUAUUGUACUCCUGAUGCUGAUCAAUGUCCCACUUAUAAUGCAUGGCUUAAAGAUAAUCUACCACUAACACGUCAACAUAUCAAACAAAUACCUGAUGAUCUUCUAUCUAAUUUUACACUAAAUUAUACAAUACCAGUUGCUCUGGACUCUCAAGAUUUUCGCACAGGCAAUACUUUGCCAAUGAACUGGACAGUUGAUCUUAUUGAGAAUUAUCGUAAACAAGUACGAGCAAGAGAAGCUUUUGGUUCAUACCACAAUACCGAUAUAUAUCCUGCAUUGGAUAAAUAUGCAUCAUUAGCUAUUAUAAACAAGAAAUGUGCUGUUAUUGGAACUGAAAAUCCAUGGAUUGAAGCAGCAUUACUUGAAUAUAAUGCAUCAAAUGUUACAACAAUGGAAUAUGCAACAAUAUAUUCAAGUAUUCCUCGUCUGUUUACAAUAACACCAAUGGAUUUUGCAAGACAACAACAGAAUAAUAAAGGUCGAAAAGAAUUAUUUGAUAGUGUAUGGUCAUAUAGUAGUAUUGAACAUGAUGGUCUAGGUCGAUACCAAGAUCCAUUGAAUCCAUAUGGUGAUUUUCAGACAAUGAUAAAAAUAACAUGUAUUCUUAAACCUGGUGGAUUUCUAUUUUUGGGUGUACCGCUUAAUAUUCAAGAUUUCCUCCAAUACAAUUUACAUCGUGUAUAUGGACCUAUUCGUCUACCACUUUUAUAUCGAAAUUUUCAUGUCGUUGAAAUGUUAGGCAUGGGAAUGGCAAGAGUAAGGGGUGAUGCUGUUGUUCAACGAUUUGUUGUUUUGCAAAAUAAAAUAGGAUGUAAGAGUUCAUAA